AGAAGCUGCCGGGUUCAGCAAAGACGCGCCUUCUCCUCGGGGUGGUUUCUCCCCCUCCCCUUAAAGCGGGAGACUCUGUGGUGCGGAGUCAUAGAAAAGGGGGGAGGAGAGGAAGCGAAAGUUUUCGUCGCUGAAAAAGUGCACUUGGAGAGGGGGCAGCUGGCGAGUUGGGAGAGAACUGCUCAUGGAGGCGACAAUGCGAUGACUCUCGGCUCGUGGGAGCGCCGGUCCAAGCAGGCUCAGUCCGAUGUCCCAGGUGAGAAGCGAGCUCCCCAGCCGCUCCGCAGACGCGCUCCAUGGAGACCCCCAGGUGGAUCCGGCGCCCUGCCCAGGCCCCGGCGCAGGUCGGGAUGCAAACACAAGCCCUUCCACCAUGCCAAAUUCAGUGGUAGCACCACCUAUUCCAGAACGUCCUACAUCUUCUCAAAAUCAGUCCACAACCGUGGAGGAAGAAACCCCAUCACAAGAACAUUCAGUAUGCCAUCAAUCCUUAGUGAAUGGAACAGCAUCUUCCAAGGCAAAAUCAGAGGGAGACUUUUCUGUAGCUACAGAAGCUGUGACACGCCAGCCCCAGAGCCGAGUAAUUGUCCAGACGCAUCCAACUACAGCGUAUACCCCUCUUCUACAAAAUGGUGACCUUGGCAGUUCUAAUGGCGAGGCUGGGAAUGGUGUUCUAUGUUCUGAACUCAGCUCUCUGUCAAGCUCCCAGAAGCCUCAUCGGAAGCUCCAGUCACAUCACUCCAUCAACAGCCAGAUCAGUAAAAAGAGCAAAGGCAGCUCCAAAUCUGCAUCAUCUCAGAUCCCCACUGAAGCACAGGAAGAUUGCUGUGUCCACUGCAUCCUCUCCUGCCUCUUCUGUGAGUUCCUGACCCUCUGCAACAUCAUGCUGGACUGUGCCACUUGCGGCUCGUGCAGCUCCGAAGAUUCUUGCAUCUGCUGCUGCUGCUGUGGCUCUGGGGAAUGCGCUGACUGUGACCUGCCCUGUGACAUGGACUGUGGCAUCAUUGAUGCCUGCUGUGAGUCAGCUGACUGCCUGGAGAUCUGCAUGGAGUGCUGCGGUCUGUGCUUCUCUUCCUGAAACCUGGACCCAGAUCUCAUUCCCUGGAAGGCUCUCUGAGGGGAGGCCCUAGGUGAACACCUUGGCAAUGAGGUCUCCAUUGUCCUCCGCUACCAAAUAAUCAAGAAUCAAAGACACUGAGGUUUGAAAAAGGAAAUGAGUCUGCAGCAGGUGACACCUCUUGGGUCUGUUGGAACCAGUACUAUGUGCUCAAAAUUGCUUGGGAAAACUGGCAGCUCUCUUCCCGACCUAUCACAAAAACCCUGAAGGAUUCUUGAAGGACUAAGGGAAGGGAGGGGAGGAUGUGCUCUCUCUCUCUCUCUCUCCCCCCCCAGCCCUUCUUCCAGACUCCUCCUGAUGGAAGCUGGGGAAGAGCAGUGUUCCUGCUGCCUGAGCCAAGAGCAGGAGCAGAAGAGGUGCACAGCUGCCAGCCUUGGUGUUUGGCAGGGACCUCAGGCAGCCACACAGGGCCAGAGAUCUCAGGCACUCUUCACUAGGUGUGUCUGGUCGGUGUACCGGUAAUCUGUGCCAGCCGCUGCUGGCCUGUGGGCCCUGCUGCUAUCUGCCUGUUGGGAUUCUUUUGCUAGUGCUGGUGCUUAUUGUUUGGCAAAAGUGCCUCUGGUGUACUGGUGCCAAGUAGUUGGCAGUCUUGCUGUUUCCAGGCUGGCUACUGAACAUCUCAGGCGCCCAGGGAAAUGGCAGGCUGCCUAGUGUACCAAGGGGAAAAAAAUUAUUUUCAUGCAGCUGCUUUUGGCCUAUUCUUGACGCUGUAGCUAUGGCUGGAUUCUGCCAGUGGCAAUGAUGAAGGGAAGCCAGAGCCUCAGCGUCGUCCCUAAUGCAGUGAGAAAUGGGCUUCUGAACAGUUUCUCUUCAUUUGUCAGCAACUAAACGCUGACUUGUUCUGUGAGCUCUUUGAUAGAAGCCAUAUCCUAUCCUGCCUUCUAACCCCCGUUCCCCUCCCAUGGGUGUUGAGACUUAGUAGUCCUAUGUGACCGGAACUCAUGGCUUGCUACCACCUAUGGCUCGCUAUCAUUCCAGACCUUUUUUGCCACUUCUGGUGUCUGACAAAGAUACUUUAGAAAGGCUUCUUUAUAAACUGGGGACAAUAUAUAGCUGCAAAAGAGAGGCUAUGUUUCUGUUCCUUUUCCCACAGUAAACAAACCCUAGACCUAACACAAAGUCACAGCCUGGUUGGUAUAAUGUAAAAGGAAUAUUAGUCACAUUAGUGACAUAACAGUCCCCUGAGUGAGCCAUCAAAUUGGUAGCACACC
Gekko japonicus is the source of this 2328-nucleotide messenger RNA. It is a transcript of the gene MDFI, whose product is annotated as MyoD family inhibitor. NCBI's taxonomy places the organism in Eukaryota, Metazoa, Chordata, Lepidosauria, Squamata, Gekkonidae. The transcript has 5 exons. The record is from RefSeq and is a predicted model, not a curated record. Bases 248 to 1078 code for a protein of 276 amino acids.